GGGCGGGGUUACGCGUUGACGUCUCUUCCGGCGGACGGGGUGAGCUACAGCCCCCGCCUCCCUCUGCUCGUUCUUUCGCUGCCCGGCGCCAUCAUGGGUCGCAUGCACGCUCCGGGGAAGGGCUUGUCCCAGUCAGCCUUGCCCUAUAGGCGCAGUGUGCCCACAUGGUUAAAACUUACUUCUGAUGAUGUAAAAGAACAGAUCUACAAACUGGCUAAGAAAGGUCUGACUCCGUCACAGAUUGGUGUAAUCUUAAGGGACUCUCAUGGUGUUGCCCAAGUUCGUUUUGUCACUGGCAACAAAAUUUUAAGGAUCCUUAAGUCCAAGGGACUUGCCCCAGACCUUCCAGAGGAUCUGUACCACUUGAUCAAGAAAGCUGUUGCUGUUCGUAAACAUCUUGAGAGAAACAGAAAGGAUAAAGAUGCCAAAUUUCGUCUGAUUCUGAUUGAGAGCAGAAUUCACAGGCUGGCUCGCUAUUACAAGACCAAGAGAGUACUCCCACCCAACUGGAAGUACGAGUCAUCCACUGCCUCUGCUCUGGUCGCAUAAGAGUUCACUCUUCUUUUUACUGAAAUAAUAAAGUCACAUUAAAGACCUGUGUUGUCUUCUAAA
Gopherus flavomarginatus (Mexican gopher tortoise) is the source of this 612-nucleotide messenger RNA. It is a transcript of the gene RPS13, whose product is annotated as ribosomal protein S13. The record is from RefSeq and is a predicted model, not a curated record. Gene Ontology annotation, cellular component: ribosome; nucleolus; cytosolic small ribosomal subunit. Gene Ontology annotation, biological process: translation. The coding region runs from base 94 to 549 and encodes 151 amino acids. Gene Ontology annotation, molecular function: structural constituent of ribosome; small ribosomal subunit rRNA binding. The transcript is spliced from 6 exons. NCBI's taxonomy places the organism in Eukaryota, Metazoa, Chordata, Testudines, Testudinidae.